Molecule: messenger RNA, 900 nt
Organism: Haemonchus placei
Lineage: Eukaryota; Metazoa; Nematoda; Chromadorea; Rhabditida; Trichostrongylidae
Source: the annotation of a GenBank genome assembly
AUGUCAUAUAAUGUGGUGGACCCAGCUCUCGAACUGUCCGACCCAUGCCCAGAUAUUCAUGUCCUGUUCGUCGAUUUUAAUGAUCGGUUUUUCGAAGGCACACUAGCUCAAUGUGAGGUCAAAUGGAGUCCGCGGAUGUUCUCGUGUGCUGGUGUGUGUUCAUAUGAAGGCCGUAGCGGCAUGUGUUCAAUUCGGCUUAGUCUCCCGCUUCUGAAGCUCCGUCCUCGAAAGGACCUUAUAGAGACAUUACUUCAUGAAAUGAUUCACGCUUUCCUAUUUGUAACGCAAAGAAAUCGUGAUAGAGAUGGCCACGGACCAGAAUUCCAGUACCAUAUGUACAGAAUCAAUCAGAUGGCAAAUACGAAUAUUACCAUUUAUCAUUCUUUCCAUGACGAAGUGAAUGUUUACAAGCAGCAUAUUUGGAGAUGCGAUGGCCCCUGUCGUGAAAGGCGGCCUUUCUUUGGCUACGUUAAACGGUCUUCUAAUCGUGCUCCUGGACCCAACGACUUGUGGUGGAAUUCACACAAGGCCAGUUGUAAUGGUACGUUCCAAAAAAUCAAAGAACCUGAAGGUUAUGGUCAACGAAAGAGGAAGAAACCAGACGAGAGCGGUGUUUUGAGUCAAACUUCACCGACACUAGACAUCUAUAUUACGGUAGGAAAUGGAAACCUGAAGAAGAAGCCUGGCGCCUUACCAUCCUCGGGUAUAGGGAGCGCUGACUGUCCUAUUAUAAUUGAGAGUGAUUCACCUCCCUCAACCUCAUCGACUUCAUUCUCGUCUAGUGAAGGCCCUCCAAAUGAGAUUGCUUUGAGUCGUAAUGUUAUAUGCCCUUCUUGUGGCGAAGACGUUAUUGAGUACUUUAUUAAUGAUCACUUGGAUUCCUGUGUAUAUUUACAGUAA